AUGCGCAGUCUUCCUCUUCUUAAUCAUAGUUGCGUCUCAUUAGAGCGCAAGCCAUUGUCUACAGCACGCUCAUUUAUCGCAAAUGAUCCCGAAUCCCAGACAAUUUAUGUUGCUUUUGAAGACAAUGAAUCGUACAUUGAGAUCAUGGCCACGGGUCUCUCUCCUAUCGAUCCUUUAGCAUUCGUUCCUAUUGCUCGCAUACCUUUGGCAUUCCAGGAAUAUUCUUCAGGAUCUAUUGUUGAUUUUACUUUCUUGUCUGAUCUUCAAGUUGCCUGUUUAAGUACUCGUCAGGGCGAUAUUAUGUUGAUCAGCAAAGAACGCUUUGAAAAGGGCGAGGAAGCGGUAGAAAAUGUCGGUACUGUCGAUGCAGGCAUCAACGCAAUGACAUGGAGUCCUGAUCAAGAUUUAGUGGUGUUGGUAACAGGCGAAAAAAAUGUGCUUGAGAUGACCCAAGACUUUGACACAAUCACAGAGUACCCCCUUCAUGUGGAGGAAGAGGGUGAAGGUGUGCAACAAAGUGUUGGCUGGGGUAAGAAGGAAACCCAGUUCCACGGAUCUGCCGGAAAAGAGGCUGCACAACAGAAAGUGGAUACCAGCAAAUUCACGGUUUCCGAGGAUGAUGAUUGUAAACCCCGUAUUUCAUGGAGAGGUGACGGUAGUCUAUUUACAAUCUCUGACAUGGAUCCUUUGAAGGAUGCUCGAGUUAUUCGUAUCUAUAACCGUGAGGGUGUGCUGCAAAAUACAAGCGAGCCAGUUGAUCGUUUAGAACAUGUUUUAGAUUGGAGACCAUCUGGAAACCUUAUUGUUUCUAGUCAAAGACUUCCUCACCGCCAUGACAUUGUCUUUUUAGAAAAGAACGGUUUACGACAUGGUGAAUUUUCAUUAAGAGAGACGGGAAAACAUAGGGUUCUGGAGGUUUCUUGGAACGCAGAUUCGACUGUCUUGGCUGUAUGGAUUGAAGCUGAAUCGGCAUCUACUGGAAAAAUGCAAAAAACUGUUCAAUUCUGGACAUCAAGUAACUAUUACUGGUACAUGAAGCAGCAUAUCGUUCUUUCCGAAGGUGCUGAUAUUGUUGGAUUUAAAUGGGAUGUUGAAUCUCCUCUGAAGGCUUAUAUUAUGAGCACAACUGGACAUUAUCAUAGCUUCAACUACACAUGGGAUGUACUCUGUAGCACAUCUGUAUCCGAAGAAAACUCUAGUUACGUUGCUAUUGUCGACGGAGCAACCGUUCUCUUGACACCAUUUGCUUAUCAGAAUGUACCUCCACCAAUGUCCUCACUAAAAGUACCUACAAAGGGCAAUGUUCUGGGUGUUACCUUUGGACCAGAACCUACAGGGACUAAAAUGGCUGUUCUUACAACAGAAAGAAUCCAGAUUUUCAGUCUUUCUGCUAAUGCUCGUGAGAACACCGUUACAGUAGGAUCACUACUCCUCCCAAAAAUUGAUUCAAAGAGUGCGGCUCACUUCCACAAUCCUAUCCGACAACUCCAAUGGAUCAAAGAGACACAAUUUGCCUAUGUGCAAUAUGAUGACGAGCUUUCUACAGACAUGUUGUGUAUUGCUACCUUUUCCCCCGAAAAGGAAGACAGUCUUACCGUGAAAUCUACCCCAAUUGAUGCUAACAUUGGUCGUAUGUACUUUAAUGUUACAAACAACGACUUGAUUGCAGAAAGCACCAAUGGAACUGUAUACGAAGUUGACAUUGGUACUGGUGACCAUCCUGUCAUUUCUGAAGCCAUCAAAUUUCCUGAUUUUUGUCCUUGGAUCGCCACAGCUCGUCUUGGUACUCAGGAGAGUGAUCUCGAGAAAAUCUUUAUUGGAUUGACUGACCGCAGCAAGCUUUACGUUAAUGAUCGUUUGAUUUCAUCCGAAUGCACUUCAUUUUUCCUUCGUAGUGACUGGAUUGUUUUCACUACAACGAGUCAUACUGCACGUUUCUUGUCUUUAAGUACAACUCUUGACGAUUUCAAACUUUCUGAUAACAUCCCCGAUGCCAAUGACGAGUCUUCGCGUCGCCUUGAACGUGGUGCAAAGAUUGUUAUUGCAACACAGCUAAAGCCUAACCUUGUCCUUCAGAUGCCUCGUGGAAACUUGGAAACAAUUAGUCCUAGAGCUUUUGUUUUGGCUUCAAUUUGUGAAGAUAUCAAAAAUCUUAACUAUCGAUCUGCCUUUAUUGCUUGUCGCCGCAAUCGUAUAGAUCUUAAUAUUCUAUACGAUGAAAAUCCUCAGCAAUUCUUUGAAAAUAUAGAACGUUUCGUUGAACAGAUCUCUGAAGUUGACUAUCUCAACUUAUUCCUCUCAAACCUUAGAAACGAAGAUACAACAACAACUAUGUACCGUAGACGUGGUCGCAUUGAUGCAUCCAAGACCGAUGUAAAAUUGGAUAUCAAGGUCAACACAAUCUGUGAAGCAGUCAGAAAUGUCCUGAUAAAGUUGGGUCGUAAACGCUAUAUCCAGUCUAUUUUGUCUACAUAUGUCAGAAGCUCGCCACCGGAUCUUGAAUCUGCUUUGAAUCUCUUGGCAGAGAUCAAAGAGGCCGACAUGAGUGAGGCUGAAGAUGCACUUAAGUAUACCAUUUUCUUGUGUAAUGCUGAUAGCCUAUAUGAUGUCGCGCUGGGAAUGUAUAACUUCUCGUUAGUCCUCAUGGUUGCUCAACAAGCCCAAAAGGAUCCUAGAGAGUAUCUGCCUUUCUUGCAAGAACUUCAAAGCUUAGAGAAAUACUAUCAACGUUUCCGCAUUGAUGACCAUUUGAAACGACAUGAUAAGGCUUUAAGAGAUCUCAGUCUUGCUGGCGACGAACUGUUUGAUGAACUUGUCGAAUACAUGAAGAAGCAUUCUCUUUAUUUGACUGCACUUAAUGUUUAUGCAAACAAACCUAAACAGAAACGAGUUAUACUGGAGGUUUAUGGAGAAUACUUAACUCAUAAAAAUGCUUACGAUGAAGCAGGAAUUGUAUUUACAUUGGCAAAUAAUCUCGAAAAGGCGCUUCAGGCAUACCGAAUGGCAGGAUCAUGGCGAGAGUCAUUCUCAUUGGCUAAACAGAUGAGCUACACUGAUGAGCAUAUCCACGCUUUGGCCUAUGACUUGAUCGAGUAUAUGAAGGAAAAACGUCGUUAUCAGGAAGCUGCAACUAUCGCAAAUGAUUAUGCCAAGGAUAUUGAAGAAGCUGUUGAUUGCCUAUUGAAGGGCAGCUUAUGGCAAGAGGCCAUUCGCAUGUCACAUACUCAUAACCGAGCUGAUCUUAUUGAGACCCAUGUGAAGCCUGGACUUAUCGAAGGUUACUCUCAGACUGAUGAAGAAAUUGAUGACAUGACAGCGCAAUUCAACAAGCAAAAACUUCGAUUGAAAGAAUUGCGCGAAAUUAAACCUGAACCCACCAAUGUUUUGCCAAAUGAUGAUACGCUUGACAAUAUUGAUAUGUUCUCUGAUACAACAUCGAUGUACAGUCAGUUCACGCGCUAUACACAGGCAACUUCUCGUGUAUCAACUGUGUCUUCCAAGGGUAGCACUAAAAGCAAGAAAACAUCGAAACUUAGAAAGCGGGAAGAACGCAAGAGAGCUCGUGGAAAGAAGGGUACUGUCUUUGAGGAAGAGUAUAUUGUCAACUCACUCAAACGUCUAUGUGAAAAGGCCAGCACAAUGCAAAAUGAUCUUAGUAACCUCCUGAGAGCAUUGGCGCCCUUUGGUUUCGUUGAGGAAGCCAGAGCUAUACAGGAUAAGUUUGAUAAAUUCCUCAAAGAAAUUACAGGCGCUAUUCCCACAAUAUUUGUUCCUUUGCAUUUGGCUACAAGUCAGUUUGCUACCCAGGAAGAAGCCAAUGAAGCACCUGCACCAGUACAAGUUGAAAAGCCGGUUAUGGCAGAUAUUCAGUGGAAACUACAGAUUCUUUAG
Molecule: messenger RNA, 3891 nt
Organism: Phycomyces blakesleeanus NRRL 1555(-)
Lineage: Eukaryota; Fungi; Mucoromycota; Mucoromycetes; Mucorales; Phycomycetaceae
Exons: 30
Coding region: 1-3891 (1296 amino acids)
Biological process (GO): tRNA wobble base 5-methoxycarbonylmethyl-2-thiouridinylation
Cellular component (GO): elongator holoenzyme complex; cytosol
Molecular function (GO): tRNA binding; protein binding
Source: RefSeq, a predicted model, not a curated record